Messenger RNA from Pelodiscus sinensis (Chinese soft-shelled turtle), 1429 nucleotides. RefSeq names its product glutathione S-transferase theta-1-like. Lineage: Eukaryota; Metazoa; Chordata; Testudines; Trionychidae. Gene Ontology annotation, molecular function: glutathione transferase activity. Gene Ontology annotation, biological process: glutathione metabolic process. Gene Ontology annotation, cellular component: cytoplasm. The record is from RefSeq and is a predicted model, not a curated record.
GUCACAUUGAGACAAGUCUCUCUCUUUUCCGCUGCUCCCUAUGCUGACAGGCAGGAUGGCGCUGGAGCUGUACCUGGAUCUGAUCUCCCCACCCUGCCGGGCCGUCUACAUCUUUGCAAAGAAGAACAACAUCUGCUUCGAGUUCAAGCCUGUGGAGCUGUUCAAAGAUUCCAUUCUGGGGAGGAAAAUGUCAGGUGGACAGUCACAUGAAGGGCAACAGCAUACGGAGGAGUUCGCUAAAGUGAACAUCCUAAAGAAAGUGCCAGUACUGAAGGAUGGAGUCUUCACCUUAGCAGAGAGCACUGCAAUUCUUCUGUAUCUGAGCCGGAAGUACAACACUCCUGACCACUGGUAUUCAUCUGAUUUACAGAAAAGGGCCCGGGUAGAUGAAUACCUGUCCUGGCAUCAUAACAGCUUCCGGAGAAUUGCUCCCAAGACCUUGUGGAUCAAGGUGCUCAUUCCCCUCUUCACGGGCCAGGCAGCGCCCCCAGAGAAGCUGCAGGAAGUUAUCGAUGAGCUGGCUGCUUCCCUGGUGCAGUUUGAGGAGAAGUUCCUGCAGGACAAGCCCUUCAUCAUGGGCAGCGAGAUCUCCCUGGCAGACCUGAUGGCUGUCGUGGAGCUCAUGCAGCCCGUUGGAGUCGGUUGCCACAUCUUUGCGGACAGGCCCAAGCUGGCAGCAUGGCGCAGCCGGGUGGAGGAAGCUGUGGGGAAGGAGCUCUUCCAGGAAGCACAUGAGCAGAUCCUGAAUAUCAAGGAACUCAGCAGCAUCGAAGUCGAGCCAAAGCUGAAAGAGCUUCUGGCACCGACACUGAUGAAAAUGCUGAAAUGAGUUUAUGUUCUGUUACCAUUUAAAAUGCAUCUUUCCGCCUUCCUGCUCCUCCAGCACCGUGAGUAACUGCCCUUCACAAGACUGAGAAUGCUCUGUAGAAUUUUCCAUGUGGAAAAUGCAAACCUGCCCUCCCCUGAUCCAUUUUAGCCUCUUUAGGGUCAGAUGCUGGUGAAAUCCUAGAAUCAGAAGCUAUAAAUUCAUGGGAAGCAUCUGAGAACUUAGGUCCAACAGGUUAUUUUUUAAUAUACAGUUCUGGGUUUUAUUUUUAGCCUUCCUAAUCCUUGAAACUUGGUAGAGAUAAGAAACUUUUUCCUGGCAAAUUCUGAGUUAAUCUAUAAGUUGGGGACUCUUGACAGCUGUAUGCCCCAAUGUUCCCUUUCUUCUUUCUAGGGUAAUGAGGCAAAACCCCACUGUGUUUUCAUGUUCUUUGUAGCCUUCUCUGCUGCUUGUAGACUUUCCUGAGAUGUUAAACACUGAAAACUAUAAAUGAUUGGUCUCCAUUUCUUUUACAUGUAACCCAUAUAGAUAACUCAAAGGCUGUGUCUAGACUGGCAAGUUUUUCCGCAAAAGCUUGCCUGCUGUCUACACUGGCCACUUGAA